Molecule: messenger RNA, 2627 nt
Organism: Leguminivora glycinivorella
Lineage: Eukaryota; Metazoa; Arthropoda; Insecta; Lepidoptera; Tortricidae
Product: adenylate kinase 7-like
Biological process (GO): nucleobase-containing compound metabolic process
Cellular component (GO): cytoplasm
Molecular function (GO): AMP kinase activity; ATP binding
Source: RefSeq, a predicted model, not a curated record
UGUCAUCGGAAUAACGAAAUCGAGUGUGGUUAUUUUAUUACAAACCUACAAACCUUUUACAUAAAAACUGCAACUAAAAAAAUUACAAGUUAUCAAACGUCAAUGUCAUUAAAGUAUUUUGGAUCGCUUUGAUCACAAAUAAACAAGUCUUGAGCUUCUCAUAAUGAGUAAAUCGCGGGAACUAAUCUCCUCAAGUUCGUCUUCGGAGUUAGACAACCAGUUCUCAUAUAAGCGUUAUUUCAUCAACAACUUGGAUUCGUACCAUGGCGAGCGAAUCUUGGAACUCAUGUCGAAAAUUCUGGAAAGGAAUGCGGAGCAAACGAGAGUGCCUUCCGCGGUUUUGGUUGCCGAGGAUGCUGAGCCUUCACCGCCGCCACCGCCAGAAAUGCCGUAUGAAAUUAUCGGUACCGUUAGUGACCCGAAGAUAAAAUCACUAGACAACGUAGCACGGAUCGUUUCCAAAGACCAAGUGUUACCAGACAUGCUGACUUGUGGCACCGUCGUGUUGGACAUCAGCUAUGAUCGGGACGAAUUGAGAAUUGCCUUGGAUUACUUGAAGCUAUUGAAAGAUUUACUGGGGCACCACGGACCACCGACGGUUGCCUCAGAGCCGGGUGACGAAGUAGGGGCUGGCGACUCCGCGAAGCGAUACUUGAUCCUCAUCUCCACUGUUAUGACUUGGGCUGCCACCAAACCUUUGGACCCGGAUAACCCAGAUAUGCCGUUUAUCGAAGCAGAUUUUCGCAAAAGAAAGCCGCAUCUCAACUACAAAAUGCACUACGACGCCGAAAACGAAGUGAUCGGUAUUGCGAGAAAGUAUCGAACACAAAUCGGUGCCACAGUGGUGUGUGCGGGCAUGACGUACGGCGGCCGCGAAGACGUGCUAUACUACUGGUUCCAGAAGGCUUGGGAAUGUGAACCCCUGCUGCCGAUUCUUGGAAGAGGCGGGAACUUUGUGCCACUUCUCAACGUCCUGGAUUUGGCGCAAAUCGUCUACAAUUUGGUCACGGACUUUCCAAAGAAGUUAUUUAUACUGGCCGUUGAACAAAAUCCGACAAAGCAAAGAGAGAUAAUAAAACCUCUUGGUCGCUGCGCUGGGACGGGAAUGUUCAAAUGUAUUCCACAAGAGGAUGCCUUCUUGAUUCCGGAAAUCGAUCAAAGGAUUUUUGACCUUAUGACACUGAAUCUGAGUAUGGAACCGGGCUUUAUCGUGGAGACCAUGGCUCUACAGUGGACCACUGAGCUCACGUUUGCCGAAUAUGCACCGAUUCUUAUGAAAGAGUUCAAGAGACUUCGAGGACUUAAGCCGUUUAAAAUCAUCGUUUACGGUCCUCCUAUAGUUGGAAAAACGGCUCUGGCAAAGCAGAUCUGUGAGAAUUACGGCCUUGUUUAUAUAUCCCCUGAAACUGCCGCUAAAGAUGUCAUGGAGGAUUUGGCUCGUCGUGUUGCCCACUGGGAAGAGGGUGAAACAUCUGCAUUGCCGCAACCAUCCGCUGAAGAGGAAGUGGCCCAAGGCAUGGACGAUGAAGAUGACAACGCUGCCGAGGAUGAGGAGGCGCGUGAGGCGGCGAAGCAAGCGUUGGCUGUAAUGCAGGCGGGGAUAGCGAUCAGCGAGGAAGAAAUUAUGGGAUACAUGCGAAAAAGGCUGCUCUGCCGAGAAGCUUCGAAUAGAGGUUGGGUGUUGGACGGGUUUCCAAAUACCAUACCGCAGUGCACCGCGCUAUUCGACAGAGGAGAAGAGCAAGAUUCUGACGCAGAAGAGGAAAAUGAAGAAGACAAGUUUGACGAAGACGCUGAAUUGUACAGCAAUGUUUUGAAGAAAAUGCUACCUGACAUCGUAGUAAACCUCGAAGCUACAGACGAUUUUAUCUGCGACAAAGCAAUGAAGCUACCCGAGGGUGAUUCCCGUUUAGACGAAGAAGUAGUCCUAAAUCGUCUUUACGAGUUCCGAGCCAAUGAUGCCCGGGAUGUCACUCCACUUAAUUUCUUUGAUGAACUGGAUAUACACCCUCUCAUAGUGCCUGUGAAGGAUCAUUCGGAUUAUGCUAUGAAGGGACCAUAUGCAGCAGUCGCUUUGCGGAUGGGACGACCUUGCAGAUAUUCGAAGUUACUCGCUAUGAUCGAGGCCGCUGAGAAGAAAGCAAAAGAAGAUAAAGCCAAACAGAAACACGAAGAAGCCAAGGCGCUCAAAGAACUCGAGGAAAAGAUGAGAAAAGAUCGCGAAGACAAAAUGGAAUACUGGUCUGAACUAUACGCCGCGAUGCGAGACGAGGAAGAACAAGCGUUAGCGGCGGCCGGCGAGCCAAUGCGCAACUAUCUAGUACACCACAUCUUCCCUACACUCACUCCAGCUUUGCUCGAAGUAGCCAGACUGCGACCUGCUGAUCCUAUCGACUUUCUGGCCGAACAUCUAUUCAAGAAAAAUCCAACCGGCAAAAUGCUAGAGCCAGGCUAUAACCUUCAAGCCGAGAAGAUCUUAGGCAAGAUCAAGAUCUUAGACGAUGCUUUGCAAGACCUGGAUGUAAAGAUUGAACCAUUAGCCCCUCCAGAAGCAGAGUUGCCUUCGCCUCCAUCGCCUCCUAAACCUAAACCUAUGAGUGCUCUGUAAAUAAGACAAAAGGGGCCAU